GCUAAUCAACUUUUAGUCGAUGAACUGCACACUAAACUAAGUUUGUGCUUGGCUGCGGAUUGCCCAUUUCCUUUCGUACAUUAAUUUCGAUUUUACCAUACCAUGAGUCAUUACCUAUGCCACAAUAUCCGUCACCGCUAUUGCUUGGUUGAAAUUACUUUAGGGGUUUCCCGCAUUUUGAUGAUUUUGAGCAGAAGGUUCUCUCCUACAUUCUGGCCAAAAAAGAUUUCUCAUUUCUUUUUUCCACCAGCUAUCCUAGUCAGUUUUGUCUUUCACCAACUUACCACAAUUCAUCGGAUAUCUUUACAACGAUAACCCGUUCGAACUUUUAUAAUUCUGAUUAUGGUAAGAUCACUAGGUUUCGGGUCUAAUUUUAGAUAUUUUGUCAUAUAUAUUAUAAUCGUUUUAUCUGGGCAAUACUGCUUACAUCUAAUAUUAA
Molecule: messenger RNA, 439 nt
Organism: Tuber melanosporum (Perigord truffle)
Lineage: Eukaryota; Fungi; Ascomycota; Pezizomycetes; Pezizales; Tuberaceae
Exons: 1
Coding region: 103-315 (70 amino acids)
Source: RefSeq, a predicted model, not a curated record